UUCCAAGUUAAAUAGUAAUAAGUUAUUGCUGUUUUAAAGAAUUCAGUAACAAAUUUUUAUAAUAUGCGCAAUUUGAUAUUCAUUGUUGUUGGACUUUGGCUUGUUCAUUUAUGUUGUGUUCAGGCAGAACUAAAUAUUGUACUCCUAGAUAUAGAUGCACCUGUUCAAAAUCCGGAAUAUAUUACUGAUUUUGAAGGAUACAUGUCUGAUGAUGAAGACCCACAAGUUAUUUGUAAUUUUACGAUUAUAAAAGAAUUGCCACAAGGAUGUAAGGGGCAUUUAAUUUUGAAAGGAGCAUCAAUGGGAGAGUUUGUUAUUUCUACAGGUAUAGAUUACGAGAUGGACUUUUGCGAAAUGUUUGAUGAACCAAUUAUAAUGGGUCGACUUCUUAGAAUGCUUGGAUUUAAGAAAGAAAAUUGUCCCCCUAUACCGGGAGUCUAUGGAAGUGAAGGUUUUCAAUUGGAUACAGACACUCUGCCAGAUGAAUUUCCCUCAAAUAAUUACCUUGCGAUAUUCGAAAUUGUUGACGAAAACGAUGAAGAACUUAUGGUGAUGCACUUGUACCUUCGAAUAUAUUAAAAUUUAAUUCAAUGAUGCUCUUUAUAUGUUUUCCUGAAAUAAAUUAUAUUAUGUAUUGAUAAGAAUUCAGUUAAUAUAUUUCGACAAGUGGUAUCGUGA
This is a messenger RNA of Chelonus insularis, 678 nucleotides long. RefSeq lists its product as uncharacterized. The transcript has 4 exons. The record is from RefSeq and is a predicted model, not a curated record. Bases 64 to 579 code for a protein of 171 amino acids. Lineage: Eukaryota; Metazoa; Arthropoda; Insecta; Hymenoptera; Braconidae.